Messenger RNA from Bactrocera latifrons, 1840 nucleotides. RefSeq names its product ras-interacting protein RIP3. The transcript is spliced from 3 exons. The record is from RefSeq and is a predicted model, not a curated record. The coding region runs from base 43 to 1587 and encodes 514 amino acids. Gene Ontology annotation, cellular component: extracellular matrix. Lineage: Eukaryota; Metazoa; Arthropoda; Insecta; Diptera; Tephritidae.
AUUUUCUAAGUGGAGAAACAUAGAAACAUUUCAGGAGCAAUAAUGAAACGGUUCUACUAUCUUCUGUGUGUAUGCUUGCUGUCGUGCAAUGUAGUGCACGCCUCCUAUUCACACUUGCAAGCGAUUGAUUUCUCGCAGUUGCAACAGCAGCAGAAAUCAUCAAUUACCCAACAGCAGCAGCAGCAACAGGACCAACAAUCGCAGGAGCAAACUGACACCACCACCGACUCAUCCGAAGACUACGACAGCCAUCCGCAAUACAGCUUCGCAUACGAUGUGCGCGACACGCUGACCGGCGACGAAAAGCAGCAGGAGGAAAAACGCGAUGGUGACCUAGUGCAAGGACAGUACUCGCUCGUUGAACCCGAUGGCACACGCCGCGUUGUGGAGUACACCGCCGACGAUAUCAACGGCUUCAACGCCAUAGUCUCUAAACAAUUAGUGGAUGAGCGAUCGCGUGCUUCCGCCUCGGCCACAGCUUCAUCCUCACGCUACAACAGUUUCGAAACGCUGCAAUCACAAAUUCAAACACAAGCCAUCGCCGAAGCUCAAGCUCAGGCUGCAUCUUAUGCCGAAGCUCAAGCGCUCGCCGAAGCACAACUCCAAGCGCAGGCUAAGGCACAUGCCGAGGCCAUGGCUCAGGUACAAAGUGAUGCCGAGUUGCAGGCACGCAUACAGGCGGAAGCCCAGGCACGCGCCCAAGCCCAGCAACUGAUGGAGCAGUUUCAGCAACAGUACAAACAACAACAGCAACAACAGCAGGAACAACAGGAGCAAUUAGCACAACUGCAACAGCAGCAGCAGCAACGUCAACAGCAACAACAAUUGCGUACACAAACCCAACAAGCACAAGAGCGACUGACCAACGAGCAAGCCCUACUGCUGUCGCAAUCGCUGCCCUCACGUACACUCGGCCACAGCGUUCACGCUACCGUCGUUUCACACCCACCCACGAUCUUGUCACGCACACCCAGCGGCAGCGUAUAUGCCCAACAACGCGACCUAACCGCAUUGAAGGAGUUGCGCGACGGUAGCGCACGACAGAUCAUCGAACGCACAAACCUCCCGCAAAUAGUGAUUACUCAACCGGCUAGCGCAACGGUACAAGCUCAAGUCAUACACUCACCCUUGCUAUUGGACGGCAGCUCGGGAGCAACAGGCAUGCGUAGCGUCAUCUCUACAAAGAUCACCAAUGGCAGCGGCAAUGGUGGACGCAGCAGCACCAUUUCACUACGUGGAGAUGCCGGGCGCUUGAGUGCCGCCGACCAAUUGCUAAACCAGCUGGACACUGACGAUGAUGACACACUCACACGCAACAGCCUACGUCUGCUUAGCGGCGGCACUGGCAGCAGCGGCAGCGGUGGCAGCAUUAAGGGACGCACCAAUGGCGGCCUCAGUGGCAGUAGCGGCAGCAGCGGUCUGAGCGGUUUCGACAGCAGCAGCAGCGGAUCCGAUGAUCGGGGCAGUGAUCGUGAAGGCAAUGUAUUGCGUAAUGGACUAAGAAAUUCGAAUAGACGCUUGCAGAGCCUCUUCUCCAGCAGCGGCAGUGGUUCGAACGGAAACGGCAGUGGCAAGUCGACAUGGUAAAUGAAACUGGAAAUCGGAAAAUCUAACACAACAAAACAAAAAUACUUUUAAAUUCAAACGAUUCUAAAACGAGACAGAGAGAAAGAGUAGGACGAAAAUGCAAACGAAUGUGUAGAAUAGACAUUAAUGAAUGUAGAAAGAAAUUGAGCGUGUUAGAGUAUAGUAAAGGUAAAUGAAUUCAAAGAAAACUAGUGUGAUCAACAGUCAGCAACGAUUUGGUAGCGGACCCAGGCUAUUCUAUAACGGACUAUGA